Antechinus flavipes (yellow-footed antechinus) is the source of this 3591-nucleotide messenger RNA. RefSeq names its product MAF bZIP transcription factor G (gene MAFG). The transcript has 3 exons. Gene Ontology annotation, molecular function: DNA-binding transcription factor activity, RNA polymerase II-specific; RNA polymerase II cis-regulatory region sequence-specific DNA binding. Lineage: Eukaryota; Metazoa; Chordata; Mammalia; Dasyuromorphia; Dasyuridae. The record is from RefSeq and is a predicted model, not a curated record. Gene Ontology annotation, cellular component: nucleus. Bases 1978 to 2466 code for a protein of 162 amino acids. Gene Ontology annotation, biological process: regulation of transcription by RNA polymerase II; regulation of epidermal cell differentiation.
UUCAACCAUGGAGGGAAAAAUUGUGAGACGGAAUGUCUUGUGCAAGGUAUAGCAAUGAGACCACUAGAACAUGAAAUGGAUAAAUUGAUAUUUAUAAUUUUAAUAUACUUUAUAUAGCAUAGAGCACAUAACAUACAUUUAUAUAAUAUAAUAAAUUACACAAACUACAAAUAAUAUGCUAUUGUUAUAUAAUUAUAUGGACUGGAAAGGUAGGAAGUGGGCAGAUUACGAAGGGCUUUAAAAAUCAGAGUGUUUUAUAUCUGAUCCCCGAAGUGAUUGGGAAUGAUGGUCAGAUUUCAGCAUGAUUAGAUAAAAGAAUUUCAGAAUUCAUAAACAUGGAAGGAGAACACUUGUGGGUAAUGGCAAAAUCAACCUUAUACCCUUAUGAGUGUGUAGCUGAGGUCAAGAGGAAGAGUAGGUCAUGGAAAUAAGUUAAAGAACUGGGAAAUUAAGGUGUUUGAGAAAGUAUCAUCGUUAAUGUUGAAGUCUCCUAAUAAGGGCAAGAGAGAGGAAAGGAAGAAAAAGGGAGAGAAAAACUGUGACCCAGAUACUCAACUCACUGAAGAAGAGUGAAUAUAAUAAUGAUAGCUACCAGAAUCUUGAUUAGGUGAUAAAUUUGGAUUGAAUGAUCCUUAACACAAGAGAGUUACUGAGUGAUGGAGGCAGAGAGCUUGGAAGCAGCGAUGUGUACCAAUGAGUAUUCUGACUCUGGCAUCAUGAUCUACAGAUUUUACCGAUUUUUCUAACCUGGGGUGAGAGCACAGAAGAUCAUUAAUUUCUAUUAGUUUAUGAAGUCAUACCAGAACAUACCCCUCCUUUGUCUUAGAAUUAGGUAUAAGAAUAGGAUAAUUAACUAACUAUACAUCCAAAAAAUAGAGGUUUGAUGUUUGUUCAAGUCCUGAGCUGCACAUGGGAGCCCAGUCUCUAUACCCUAUUCAAUAUACAGACUGUCCCAAAAGUCUUAAUGCAAUUUGAAGCCACUAUACACUUUAGGGAUUCUCUGUGUGAACCAGACCAGAAGCGUCUGCACGAGAUAAAUUAUUUGGACAGCAAACCCAGGCCUGAUGUUAAGACAAUCAACCAGCACUUAUUUAUUUGUUUUUAGAAACCGUAUUGUUAAACCCAUACUAUAUGUCAGGCACUGUACUGGGUAUACAAAGAAAGUGGGGAGGAAAGACACAAUUGAGGCACCAAUCAAUCCAAGACAUUUAGUAAGCUCCUUUGUGUACUCUGCACUCUGCUAGGCCCAGAAAGAUAAAAAAUUUGGGGAGCUUAUGUUGCUUUGGGAGAGACCACAUUUACCCAAUACUUGGGGCAGGAAGGCCUACAAGGCCUGGGGUGGAGAGUGGAACAGGGUAAAGGUCUGAUUGCAUUAGGUUGCAAUGAGGGAGGAGAGAAAACUAAAAGUGGGAGGAGGACGAGAUGUCACGGCAGCUCAGAAGGGGGGCGCCUUUCCGAGUGUGCAGGCGCACUGGCCUCAAUCGGGGUUUCUUCCCCUCCCCUCCCCCGCCCUCUUUCUUUUCCGCUCCCCCGCACCCCCGCCCCACUCCAUCCCCAUCUCGCUCUCUCCUUCCCCUUUAAGCUCCCGGCUGGUCGCGUCGCCGCUUCAUGAAUGGAGCCCACGUGACCAAACAUCAUGUGACGUCUGUGGAACGGCGGCGGCUGUGGCGGCUGUAGAUCCGCGAUCCUGGUCCCGUCCCGGCCUCAGCCCUUAUCCGGUCCGGUCCGGUCCGCCGCGGUCCGGGCCAGCACAGCGCCGUGUGGCGCUGCCCCACCCCGCCCCACCCGGCCUCAGCGCUGCCUCGACUCGACGCCGCCGCCCAGCCAGCAGUCCCGUCCCGGGUCCCGAGUCUCCGCCCGCCCGCCCGCCCGGGCCCGGCCUCCCUCCCUCCCUCCCUCCCUCCUCCCCUGCCCCCCGCCCGCCCGGUCCGGGCCUCGGCCCCACUGUGUGAGAGUAACUGUUGUGGCUCCCAGGUUAUGACGACCCCCAGUAAAGGAAAUAAGGCCUUGAAGGUGAAGAGAGAGCCAGGUGAGAAUGGCACCAGCCUGACAGAUGAGGAGCUGGUGACAAUGUCUGUACGAGAAUUGAACCAGCACCUUCGAGGCCUGUCAAAGGAGGAGAUCAUUCAGCUGAAACAACGUCGGCGCACACUUAAAAACCGAGGCUAUGCUGCUAGUUGCCGAGUGAAAAGGGUCACUCAGAAGGAAGAGCUGGAGAAACAAAAGGCAGAGCUGCAGCAGGAGGUAGAGAAGCUAGCCUCUGAGAAUGCCAGCAUGAAGCUGGAGCUGGACGCCCUCCGCUCCAAGUAUGAGGCACUGCAGAACUUUGCGAGGACGGUGGCUCGGAGCCCCGUGACCCCAGCCCGGGGCCCCAUCACUGCCAGCAUGGGGCCCCUUGUCCCUGGCAAAGUGGCUGCCACCAGUGUCAUCACAAUAGUGAAGUCGAAAACGGACGCCCGGUCGUAGUGACACGUGUGUGUGUGUGUGUGCUCCCCCGGCAGCGGGUAUAUGUGGGGUGGUUAGGCACAAGGCAGUUUCAACAGCCCUGUCCCCACCUCUCUUCCUUCUUCUCUUCUCCCACCUCUUCCCUGCAAAGCACAACCUCCCACCCCGGGGGUGCCGGGCUGAGCCCCCUUUGAUUUCAUCAUUAUCGUCAUGUGUAUUGUGCGUUGGGAUUGGUCGGUGCGGCGGUGACAUGGGGUGGCCCCCUUCCUUCCUCUGGGUACCAAGGUCAUGUGGACAUAGAGUCCCAAUGUGCUCCUUUUGGCAUAAAGAGUAUGUGCUUUGUCUCUGAGGAGGGGAGGUUCCAGUUUGGGAGGAUGGGACAUGUCCCUUCUUGAGCUCCAGGUUGCCUCCCAGACCUCAGAAUGCUGUCCUCACUACCCCUAGUGUCAGGAGCUAGGAUCCUCCUUGGGAACUGUUCAGUCUGGAGUGGUUUGUUAUAAACAAACCCAAGUUGAAUAGGUUAGUAUUGUGGGGACAGGUGGGCCUUGUUCUGAUGGGGAAAGUGCAAAAUGUCCUAGUAAACCUGGGAGAAUGAAGUGGUGCAUCCCCUGGUUGGUGUGGGAGGUAAUAGGAAGUCCUUGGGAAGAGGACGGGGUGUCAUAAGGUGGCUAUGAGCCAAUAGCCACGGCUUUUGUGCCUGACACGUUGCACUGAACAAGACCAAAAUCACUAGUUGUGAGCGUAUUUGAAGGGUGUGUACAGUGUGUCUUAGCAAUGGGUCCUGUGUCACUGUUUACACAACCUAUUUGUGUGGUUAAAUGGUCCUUUAUUUAAAAGAGAAAAGUUCCUUUGAAGAAGCUAUUAAAUUAUAUAAGUUUAAAGAUUAAAGAAGAAAAAGCUGCAGAGUAUUUAUAAAACUGUCUUUUUAAAAACACAGAAUAAGAGGAGUAUUUGACCAUAGAAACGGAAAAGAAAAAAGUAACCUAGAAAUUCUGUUAAUUUACAAAAGAGAGAGGAACUUGGGGGAAAAUCCUUUGUUGUAAAUCCUUUCUUUGGACAAUUCUCUGUGGCUGUUGGAGUUUAGUUUUUAUAAACACAGAGUUAUCAGACAUUAUUUAUAAAACUUAGUUUAAAAAAAAAGAAAAA